AAGGGGGAAGUGAUACAAUAGCAGGUCGGGGGUGAUCUCGGGGUCAUGCACAGACAACCAGGGAGACAGACAACUUUUGCUGUGAAUCUAGCUUCUCUCUCUCUCUCACUGUGGAAGCAGUUUCUAAGAACCGAGUAUCAGCAGACUGAGCUGAUAAAGACUGUAUUCCUUUCCAAGGUGGUGGCAGGAUUUAUUCUCGCAUUUGAAAGUGUGUUUGUAUUGAUAAGUGGACAAACUGAACUUUGUUGUUGGAUCUGAUAGUUCCAACCAGUCUCCAUAUAGAAGGUGAUAGAAGAGGUCAAGGCCAUUGUAUAGAAGAGGUCAAGGCCAUUGUCAUAGAAGGGGUCAAGGCCAUUGUGUCACUGGAUAUGACAAGUGAUGGUGAAACAAGAGCCUAUUGAAAGCUGGUGUCUGGCACAACGGAUGUACAUGCCUGGUGUAGAACAACUCUGACAGAUGACUGUGGUUAAGUUGUCAAGAUGAAGACAAAGUCUAGUGGUAUCCCCAAUAACUGUGCCCACAAUCCGUGAAGUGAUGUCUCCCACUAUUGCCAGUCAUGAAGACCAACAUAUCUGUUGUGGUAUUCUUCUGUGUGUUAACCUGCUGGAGUGAUCACAGUGGUGCUUUUGAGUUGAAAAAUGGAGACGACUUGAAAUUUGUUGGUGUGAGAAAAACUCCACAUGGUCGUCCUCAGGCUAAAUGGAUUAAUUCUGGGAGAGGUUUUGUGGAUGUUCUCCACUCAUAUAAGCACAAUGGGUACCAGACCGUUGAUAAAGACUUGAACGAAGAUGGAUUGAAAUUUAAGAGUGUCGGGCUGUCUGGACAGAACCCUAGGAAAGGGUCGACUCAAGAUGGCCGUGUUUCAGCAGACAGGAAACAGAAUGUCCCAGUUAUAACAGCAAGUGAAUAUGUGUUGAAAUUUAAGCCACAAACCACAUGGGGACAUAUAAGAAACGUUUUGGUAACAAGGUCGAAUGGCGAGUGGUAUGAUGGAUCUAUUUUCACCAACAAAGACUUAGUUACCACAUCCAGGCUAAAAUCAAUAUCAGCGCAGCAGUUCAGCAGGUCCUCGGGGAAAAGUGAUGUGAAAGACUUAAGUUUUCUGUAUGUGAAGGAUUCUGUGAGAGACUCAUAUAGAAACCGUUAUCACGAAACCAAGUCGAACAAAGGCCAAGUUUCUCCUUCUUUAGCCAGGAGCAAAUUCUUCGAUGGUCUAAGUGGUCAUAACAAGGGCAGGGGGGUGGAGAGGAUAAGCCAUGGCAAUACCAGGAGACACAAUGAGACUUCUAUCAACUCUGCUGCUUCAAAACGGACAAAUUUGAUUUCCUUAUCUCGACAGAAGCGUAGCAUUGAUAGUGUGCAGGAUGGCGGCGUUGAUUCUUCAAGUGUUUCAGAGGGUCAGUCAAGUGUAGGUAAACUGGGUCUGAGCACUGGCCAUUCUGAUCAGAAUUCAUGGCCAGACAGGACCAGAAACUCUGGUCUGUACACAUCACCCCCAUUUGAAAAGGAAUCGAUCAACACAGAUACGUUUCUCACUAGUAGUAGCACGAGUGUAACAGGGUCUGAAACUAAACAAAGCACUGAAUUACCACAGGGCAUUAGUUUGGAUACGACCACAAAUCGCACAGGUACCAUUCCAGUUUCAUCACCAACAAACAUUCCUAUAAUUGACCCCAGUACUGCUCCUACUACUGCUAGGAACACCAGUGGGCUUAAUGGUGUGGGUUCAGAAUCUCCAGAAAUCCUGACAAAAUCUCACUCUCAAGUGUCCUCAUCAUCUCUGGGUAUGACAAGUCUAUCUUCAACUAAGCUGCCUGACCCUGCUAUACCCUUCAAUCUCAAAAUACCUCCAGAAGAGACCUCUUCAGAAUUUCAAAUUGCUGCAAAUAGUGAUGUCAGUGGAUUAUAUUCUACAACACUGAGUUCGAUUUCUCUAAGUGCUUCCACUUCAGUUAUUAAUGAUGGUUCAGUGUCCACACUCCCAACAGUCAGUAAAUCCAGGGAUGGAUCCUCCACAGAAGCUUAUUCAAAUUUUGAUGCAAAGGAUGCAUUUGUGAGUGAAACUUCUCCAACACAAAUUUUCACAACUGCUCAAACCCUGCUGCCAAUAGCUGAGACAUCUCCUGAACCUGUUGCUGAGACGUCUGCUGUACCCAUUGCUGAGACGUCUGUCAAACCUAUUCCUGAAACAUCACCAGAAACAACACCACAAACAUCACCAGAAACCUCCCCUGAGACAUCACCAGAAACCUCCCCUGAGACAUCACCAGAAACCUCCCCUGAGACAUCACCAGAAACCUCCCCUGAAACAUCACCAGAAACCUCCCCUGAGACAUCACCACAAACCUCCCCUGAGACAUCACCACAAACCUCCCCUGAGACAUCACCACAAACAUCACCAAAAGAACCCUGAGACAUCACCACAAACAUCACCAGAAACCACCCCUGAGACAUCACCAAAAACCUCCCCUGAGACAUCACCAGAAACCUCCCCUGAGACAUCACCAGAACCCUCCCCUGAGACAUCACCACAAACAUCACCAGAAACCUCCCUGAGACAUCACCACAAACAUCUCCGGAAACCUCCCCUGAGACAUCACCAAAAACAUCCCCUGAGACAUCACCAGAAACCUCCCCUGAGAUAUCACCAGAACCCUCCCCUGAGACAUCACCACAAACAUCACCAGAAACCUCCCCUGAGACAUCACCACAAACAUCACCACAAACCACCCCUGAGACAUCACCAGAAACCACGCCUGAGACAUCACCACAAACAUCACCA
Molecule: messenger RNA, 2782 nt
Organism: Haliotis rubra (blacklip abalone)
Lineage: Eukaryota; Metazoa; Mollusca; Gastropoda; Lepetellida; Haliotidae
Product: mucin-5AC-like
Exons: 3
Coding region: 557-2413 (618 amino acids)
Source: RefSeq, a predicted model, not a curated record